This is a messenger RNA of Merops nubicus (carmine bee-eater), 383 nucleotides long. RefSeq names its product PDZ binding kinase (gene PBK). The record is from RefSeq and is a predicted model, not a curated record. The annotation marks the transcript as partial. NCBI's taxonomy places the organism in Eukaryota, Metazoa, Chordata, Aves, Coraciiformes, Meropidae. The transcript is spliced from 2 exons. Gene Ontology annotation, biological process: protein phosphorylation. Gene Ontology annotation, molecular function: ATP binding; protein kinase activity.
UGAGCGACCCUGGUGUGCACUACGUGGGCACGGAGCCCUGGAAGCCCAAGGAAGCCUUGGAGGAGGAUGGGAUCAUCACUGACAGGGCUGACAUCUUCCCCUUUGGGCUCACCCUCUGGGAGAUGAUGACCCUCUCCAUACCCCACCUCGACCUGGGGGAGGACCCCGACGGUGAAGAGGAAUCCUUUGAUGAAGACAGCUUUGAUGAGGAAGCAUAUUAUGCAGCCUUGGGAACUCGUCCUGCUCUCAACAUGGAGGAGCUGGACUCCUCCUACCAGCACAUGAUUGAUCUUUUCUCUGUCUGCACCAGUGAGGAGCCCAAAAAACGUCCUUCAGCUGCACAGAUCGUGGAGGUUCUGGAAGGAAAUUGGCCCCAGGAGUAA